AGAGGCUUCUUCACCUACUACCCACUCCUUGGCUUCACCUACCCAACCCCCAAACUUACAAAAAUGAAAAAUCUCUCCAUUAUGUUAAUUCUAUUGUUUGUGAGCCACUAUUACAAUGAACAACGUCAUCACCUGCAAAGCUGCGGUGGCAUGGGGUCCCGGAGAGGCGCUGGUGAUGGAGGAAGUGGAAGUGAGUCCGCCUCUUCCUUUGGAGAUUCGCAUCAAAGUUGUUUCCACUUCUCUCUGCCGCAGUGACAUCACUGCUUGGGAGUCUCAGGCUCUUUUUCCUAGGAUAUUUGGCCAUGAAGCAUCAGGAAUUGUUGAGAGCAUUGGUGAGCGAGUGACUGAAUUUGUUGAGGGGGAUCAUGUGCUCACGGUCUUCACGGGAGAAUGUCAGACUUGCAGACAAUGUACAUCAGGAAAAAGUAACAUGUGCCAAGUACUGGGUCUCGAAAGGAGAGGUGUUAUGCACAGUGAUCAGAAAACUCGCUUCUCAAUCAAAGGGAAGCACAUUUAUCAUUAUUGUGCAGUUUCAAGUUUCAGUGAAUAUACCAUAGUGCACUCCGGUUGUGCAGUCAAAAUUAGCUCAGCUGCACCUUUGGAGAAAAUAUGCCUCCUGAGUUGUGGAGUUGCUGCAGGUCUGGGUGCAGCUUGGAAUGUUGCUAAUAUUUCUGAAGGAUCAUCAGUAGUGAUAUUUGGCCUUGGAACUGUAGGCCUAUCUGUUUCACAUGGAGCUAAAAUCAGAGGAGCAUCUCAUAUAAUUGGCAUUGACACGAACCCUGAGAAGCAGGAAAAAGCAAAAGCUUUUGGCGUAACACAGUUUAUCAACCCGAAAGACUGCAAUGAACCCAUUCAACAGCUUAUUAAUCGUAUUACCGAUGGAGGGGCAGAUUACUCGUUUGAAUGUACUGGUGACACUGAAAUGAUAACUACAGCGUUACAAUGUUGCUGCAAUGGGUGGGGAUUGACGGUUACUCUUGGUGUACCCAAAGUGAAACCUGAAAUAUCUGCUCAUUAUGGGUUGUUUCUUAGUGGAAGAACAUUGAAGGGAUCUCUAUUUGGAGGAUGGAAACCUAAAUCAGAUCUUCCUUCGCUAGUAGACAUGUAUAUGAAGAAAGAAAUACAGAUUGAUGAAUUCAUCACACACAAUCUGCCAUUCGAAGAUAUUAACGAAGCCUUCAAUCUCAUGAAAGAAGGGAAAUGUAUACGUUCCGUGAUUCACAUGUCAAGAUAGUUCUCUCUUGCUCUUAUUUGAACUUCAACACUUGUUUAGUGCGGGUGAAAAAUGACAUAGAAUUAUGAAUUAUACAUUGAUAGUGUGAACUAAGUUCAUCACGUAAAUUUUCAUUCAAUUACGAUACAUGCCACACUAUCAAUGAAGAAUUGAUAAUUCUAUAUGAUAAAGUAGGUCCAAGGAUUUUUCAAAAACAAGAAAGUUGCUGGUGCACAUGUAUUUUAUUCUUCUUUUGUUGCUUGCUAUGCCAAGCAUCACGAAACUUUGGAAAUUUUCUUCCAUUUUUAUGUUUGUUUAUGAUUGAUUAAUACGUUUGUUUAA
Molecule: messenger RNA, 1555 nt
Organism: Mercurialis annua (annual mercury)
Lineage: Eukaryota; Viridiplantae; Streptophyta; Magnoliopsida; Malpighiales; Euphorbiaceae
Product: alcohol dehydrogenase-like 6
Exons: 10
Coding region: 116-1234 (372 amino acids)
Biological process (GO): formaldehyde catabolic process
Cellular component (GO): cytosol
Molecular function (GO): S-(hydroxymethyl)glutathione dehydrogenase [NAD(P)+] activity; zinc ion binding
Source: RefSeq, a predicted model, not a curated record